UUUCCCUAACACCUUCUAUUUCCUCUCAAACAUAUAAAACCUUUCAUGUUGAAAACUUGUCUCUCAAACACAAUCAAAGAAAAUGGGGAACUCAUUGGCAUGUUUCUCUCAAAAUCAAGCUAUCAAAAGAAACAAAACUAGAGCUAAAUCAUCACAUAGUCUUCCUCCUCCACAUUUUCCUAGCUCUGCUAGUCAAAGAUCAGAUAAAGUAUUUCCAAAGGAGAAUAGUAUUGAUGAUGACUAUAUAAAAGAUCAAGCUCGAGUUGCUGCAGCCUUGCUUCUCCAACACCACCAACAAAAGGGAACACUUACUCAGUUUGAACGCUCAGUUUCUUUAAGGGACCCUUUAGCAUCAUCUAAGAGGCAAAAGAGGAUUCCCAGAAGUUCAAGUUCUCGUCCAAGUUUACUGUCUGAUUCUCUGCCUCAGCAACUGGAACUUCCUAAUCAGGGUACAGAAGUUGAAGAAUUAGAGACUAAGCAUUUUGUUCUUGUCCAUGGAGGCGGUUUUGGUGCUUGGUGUUGGUAUAAAACUUCAACUCUACUCAAAGAAAAUGGAUAUCAGGUUGAUGCCAUAGACUUAACUGGUUCUGGUGCUCAUUCUUUUGACUCCAACAACAUUACCUCUUUGUCUGAAUAUGUUAAACCACUUACCAAUUACCUUGAGAAGCUCCCAGAAAGCAAAAAGGUUAUCUUGGUUGGCCACGAUAUUGGAGGAGUUUGUGUUUCUUACGCAAUGGAGUUGCAUCGAUCAAAAAUUUCUAAGGCGGUUUUUAUUGCUGCAGCAAUGUUGAUGAAUGAGCAAAGCAUACUUGAUAUGUUCUCAAUGCAGCUUGGCUCGGAUAAUCUUUGUCAACGAGCUCAAAUGUUUCUUUAUGCAAAUGGCAAGAAUCGUCCUCCAACUGCAAUUGAUUUCGACAAAUCAUUAUUGAAAGAUGUUUUGUUCAAUCAAACCCCUGCUAAGGAUGUUGAAUUAGCAUCAGUAUUGAUGAGGCCAAUCCCUUUUGCACCUUUGACAGAGAAGCUUUCCCUUUCUGCAACAAAUUAUGGUUCUAUCCCAAGAUUCUAUGUAAAAACACUUGAAGAUUUUGCGAUUGCUGUGUCUCUUCAGGAGGCCAUGAUAGAUUCAGAUCCACCAGAACAUGUUUUCCAAAUGAAAGGCUCCGACCAUUCGCCAUUUCUGUCAAAACCUCAAGCGCUACACAAGAUUUUAGUGGAAAUUUCAAAGAUUCCUCUAAAAUGAACUCUGUUAAAUAAUCCAGUAAAAUGGAUAUCAGCACAGACGAUUUUUUUUAUGUGUUAUAUAUGUAGAUAUCUAAUCAUUGAUCUUUGAAAGAAGGCUCUCAUUUUAAUGUUUUAAUUUUUAUUUCAUCAUUAUUUUCUUGUCAAUGAGAAGAGAGGAAAGUCUUAUUAUACUAUGAUCAAGUGAGUCAAUUUUGUACAGCUGAAAGUCUUAUUGUACUAUGACCAAGAAACUUUCUGGAUCUA
Nicotiana tabacum (common tobacco) is the source of this 1485-nucleotide messenger RNA. Its product is annotated as putative methylesterase 11, chloroplastic. Lineage: Eukaryota; Viridiplantae; Streptophyta; Magnoliopsida; Solanales; Solanaceae. The record is from RefSeq and is a predicted model, not a curated record. Gene Ontology annotation, biological process: jasmonic acid metabolic process; salicylic acid metabolic process. Gene Ontology annotation, molecular function: methyl salicylate esterase activity; methyl indole-3-acetate esterase activity; methyl jasmonate esterase activity.